Messenger RNA from Protopolystoma xenopodis, 222 nucleotides. Lineage: Eukaryota; Metazoa; Platyhelminthes; Monogenea; Polystomatidea; Polystomatidae. The record is from the annotation of a GenBank genome assembly.
UGUCCUGGCCCCAAGCGUCUUCUUGUUGAUGUCUUCGCUGUAUCUCCGAGUCUGCCCAGGCAGUACGCGAAAUUAUCGCUAACUCUUACCUCUUCCAAUCUCCUGUUCAUCAGGUUUAUUUGGAAGAGAAUGUUCACAGCAUCCAUUAGCUUCCGUUUCCUGAUAUUUUGCCCAUAUGAAGCCAGUCUUUCCGUUGCAUCCAGUCAAUUGCGUGGCCAGUAA